CCUAUGAGUGGAGUGGCCGGAAACUGUUGGUCAAUGUCCGAACACACUGACCAUUUGGAGCUUGCGCACAAAAUAGCCGCAGAAUUGGGCGAACCAAAGAAAACUUAUGAAGAACUAGUUACAUUUUUGAAAUCAGCUCCAGCCGAUAAACUUAGUGAAUACAGCUUAGAAUUUGUGAAAAAUAUACAAAUCAAUAUCCGAUUUGCUCCCGUCAUUGAAAGACAAGACGCAGAGCAGCCAUUCUUAACGAAAUCCCCGCAGAAAAUUUACGAGACAACACAAUUCGACUUUGAUGUAUUGUUUACCAUAACUUCUGCGGAAUUCGUAGGAUUGAUGAAUCUUUUUCCUCCGCCAUUGGAAGACGUAUUAAAAAGCGAAUUUGAGUUACCGUUGCCAUUUAAGGGACUGGAAAUUCCAAAAGAUGAUCAAAGGAUUUUGACGAAGAAAAUUCGUGAAUUCUACUUUGAUGGAAGUGCUGAUGCACUUAAGCAAUAUGUGGAUCUGUUGUCGGACAUAAAUUUCGGCUAUGAAAUUGAUAAAACUGUAAAGACCCAUGCAGCCAAAUCAAAUGGCAGAACUUUCUAUGCAGUCUUUUCGAUGGACUCCAAACUGAACGUACUAAAACGCCAAAAUCCGGAAGUUGCUAAUGUUCCUGGAGCCUCCCAUUAUGAUGAGGUUCACUAUUUAUUCCGAUUUAAAUCGGCCCAGUCACUUUAUGAUGACGUUCUAAGCAACAUGGAAGAUGAAGGAUCUAAAAUCAGUCUCAAAUUAAUUGACAACAUCACGCACUUGUUUACGAAUUUCGCAAAAUACGGUGAUCUGUUUGACAAAAAUGAUUCCAUCCAAAUUCGACCAGUUCAAGGUGACAACGUUCAUUAUCUCGAUUUGAACAACUACGGAUUCACAACUGGCUUGAACCCGAAAAAAGAAACCUUCGACUUUUUGGCAGACAUCGAACGACAGGCAAUUUCUGUGAAUUCAUUGAAGCAACGAGAUGAGCUUUAAUUAGGUUCAGUCCAGUUUUGUCGCGUGAAAUGAAUUAUUGUCUAUCUGUCAACGAAGAGAUUUUCGAUUCAUUGUGACAGUUACUUUUAAUAUAGUUGCUUUAGAAAUUGCAGAUUUAAGAUUUAUAUAUUCAAAUAAGAAAGAAAAUCCUUGUUGUAACGUCUAUCCUAAUAGACCAUCUUCACCUAAAAUAAAGUUUGAAAACAUCUGUGGGCUAUAUUCACACAAUAUUAGCCGUGUUUGGCACAUAACAUAGCACACUCGACAAUAGUCAGAUGUAACAAGUGAUAUAACUUAAUCAGUAUUAAACAGAAGCAAAAAGAGA
This is a messenger RNA of Sitodiplosis mosellana (orange wheat blossom midge), 1330 nucleotides long. RefSeq lists its product as uncharacterized. Bases 4 to 1005 code for a protein of 333 amino acids. The record is from RefSeq and is a predicted model, not a curated record. Lineage: Eukaryota; Metazoa; Arthropoda; Insecta; Diptera; Cecidomyiidae. The transcript has 7 exons.